This is a messenger RNA of Rubroshorea leprosula, 1425 nucleotides long. NCBI's taxonomy places the organism in Eukaryota, Viridiplantae, Streptophyta, Magnoliopsida, Malvales, Dipterocarpaceae. The record is from the annotation of a GenBank genome assembly.
AGACCCAAGCAAAAUCCAACACCCUCAUCUGUAACCGACUAAACUGAAAAUGGCGCUACAAAUCCACACUCCUUCUUCUUUUCCCGAUAAACCCUAUCUUCCACAAUCGCACUCCUUCCUCCACGUCAAGCCCAGAUUCACCCUCAGAUGCCAAGGGUCCAACGUUGAUUCCGAGCCUACUGCCGAGCCUUCGCCGCCAAAGAAGCCGGCUGCAUCGGGGCAAGGGUUUGGCCCGUUUUCUUCUUCUUCUUCCUCCUCACCUCCGGGGAAGUCUGUGAAGAAGCAGAAGAGCAAGAGAGAGAGGGCAUCGGUAGUAAGACGGUUGCCGGUUGAGAAACCUGCUUUUCUUAGCAAAGAAGAGGAGGCUAAAUUUGAGGAGAAGAGGAGGAACGAGAGUGCUUUUCUUCUUACUUGGUUGGGGCUUGGUGGGAUCAUUCUUGCGGAGGGAAUUGUUCUUGCUGCAUCAGGUUUGCGAAAUUAAUUCUAAAUUGUAUGAUUGAAAUUUCUUGAAUUUUGUUUUGCCGUUUAGUUGCAUAUAGGUGGGUUUCUGGGUAGUUAGGAUUUGAUGCAAAUUAUAUUAGGAUUAAGCAUUGUUAAAUUCUUUAUCUGGAAAUUAAAAACUUUUUAAGGACCAUGGAAAACUGCCUUUUCCAGUUUAUAUCCAUUCAUGAGUUAGGUGAGUUGCCUGGUAAUUUAGUUUAUAUUAGGUAAAUUUCUGUUGGAUUAUUGGAAAGUAGGGAAUUAACCAAAAAAAAAUUGGAGUGAUGUUUUAUAAGAUUAACUUCUGAGACAGCAAGUAUUCUCAUUGUCGCGUCUUAAAAGGAAGGAUGAGGGCAAGAACAGUCCAGUUUAAUGAAAUCUUGAAAAACAUGGCUUCUUAUCAGUUCAUGCCAUUUUUGGGUAGAAGCAUUUGAAUUAAGUGUAUAUGAGUAGUCUUGUUUUGUCUUUGUAGGAUGCCCAUGAGGUGCAUUCAUGGUAGGAUAUUUUGUUGAUUUCUAGAACCUCUUUAAAUGGAAAAUGUGUAAACGUUAAAUACUGAAAAAAAGAUGUGUAAACAUUUUCUGCCAUCUUAAAACUUGGCAGAUUAUCCCUGUGGCAUGACUAACUAUAAAUUUGUUUGAACACAUUAUCCACUUGUCGAGCUCUCACAAUGCACAAGGACCAAGGAGUAUCUUUCUUUCUUUUUUGGUAUGUAGAGACUAGGAAUUGAACCCUAGACAUGUGGCUAAGAGCAUAAGCAACUCUACUACCACACUACAUAGUGCCUUGAGCUAAGUCUUAUCUGAACAGCUUUCUUAGUCAUCCCUUCAUUAGAAGAUGGACCAAUAGUAAACUGAUAUAGUCUUUCCCCCUAUUAUUUGUUCCAAACAGAUUACUCAGAUUUCCUACAUUUCUUAAAACUUGUAAUUAAUUAGUCUUAGUAGG